ACGCUACAUUCGUUCACCUUGGGGAAGAUCUAGGCCUAUGAAUAUUUUCUCAGAAAGACAUCAGCUCCAAUUCAUCGAGGACACGAAAUGUAAAAUUUCAACGCUCAUUUGGAAUUGAUUUGGAGAAACAUAUUAAUAUGAUGCUCGUAUUAUGGAUCACAAUAGCUGUCCAAAUAAUUCGGUGUUACGGCCAACAAAUCGGUAGCUGCAAUUUCAACUCCAUGUGCUCUUGUUCAUCCGAUCAAAACGACAUUAGUGCAAGAACUAUACAUAGUGUUAGUUGCCUAUCUGUGCCAUUUUUCAAGUUUCCAAAUCUUCCCGAAGGAAAUAUAAAUCAACUGGAGAUAGCAGGCUCAAGUACUACUAGUUUGGAAGCCGAAAGUUUAGCUAGAUGUCAAGUGCAAGCUCUCGUAUUAACGAACAACAAACUUCAACACAUAGCAGAGCGAGCUUUUAGUUCCCUCUGGAAGACACUCAGCUCCUUAGAUUUAAGCUACAAUCAAUUAGAUGAUAUCCCAUUUGCGGCUUUCAAGGAACUUCGAAGCCUACAAUGGAUCAAUCUGCACGGGAAUCAAAUCUCCUCCAUUGGCGGCGAUUGGUAUCACGUCAAGAACACCGCAUCCACCUUAUUCUUGGGCGAGAAUGACCUUACAGAAGUCCCAGGGGAGGUAGCAGAAGAAGGUCCAAAAAACGGUCACAGUCUGCGCCAAUUCAAAUCCUUGAUCUGGGUCAACUUGGAUGGGAACAGAAUCUACAGGAUUCACAAACACUCCCUCCCGUUAACACUUCAAACGGUCAGCAUAUCUCACAACCUGUUAGAUACUUUUCCCACAGAUAUCAUAUCCUCUCUUCCGAACCUCCAGUGGCUUUACCUCAGAGGUAACCAAAUAAGCAGAAUGCCCGAUCACACCUUCCCAAAAAAAUUAUGGUUGGAAAAAAUAGAUCUUGGAGAAAAUCAACUGAGCGAAUUACCGAAGACCUUGUUUAAUCAGUCAAUAACUAUCAGAGAUUUAAAUUUGGCAUUCAACGAUUUCAAAACUCUUCAGGCUAGAAGUUUCGAAGGACUUCAGUGCGGAAGGAUAAUGCUCCCGUAUAAUCAAUUAAUGGAAACCGAUGAAAGAGCUUUUUCUGGACUGGAAGAUUCACUCGAGUACCUUGAUUUCGAUCAUAACAAUUUCCAACAAGUUCCUACCGCUUUGGAUUCCCUGAGAUCUCUCAAAUAUCUUUACCUCUCUUCCAAUUCCCUCACAGAAAUACCAGAUAUGGCAUUCAGGAACUUUUGCCACAGUUUGAAAGCAAUAAGUUUCAGUGGAAAUAGAUUAUCGAAGAUUCCAAAGGAUACAAUGAACAAUUGCACGAAAAUUUCACAUUUCAACGUUGCUUUCAACGAAAUACAUGAAAUAAACGAUGAUGAUUUCACCUACUGGGGUGGGAAUAUCAAAAGUCUGAUCUUGGGAAACAACAGAAUCUCCUUCUUGAAAAGUCAGGUUUUUGCCGAUCUUCAACAGCUAAAAGAACUGAGUUUGAGCUUCAAUCCUUUGAGGCAAAUCGAUACUGAUGCUUUCGUUGGACUGGAAGGUCUGGAGAACCUCGAAAUCUCAUUUGGAUUAGACAGAGACGAACUUCCCUACGAAGUUUUCAGACCAUUGCAGAGUUUGAAGUGGCUAGCCAUCGAUAACAAUAAUUUUCACAGUAUUCCGGAAGAUAGUUUCGAUUUCCUAAGAGAACUAAAAUAUUUGAAUUUGGAAUCCAACAAUAUUCAAGUCAUUCCAACUAAUCUAUUCAAGCCAUCAUUUCACACCAAACUCACCGAUGUGAGACUAUCGCAUAACAAAAUUUCGGUAGUAUACCCAAACACUUUCCAAUCGCUGACGAGUUUGGAAACAAUAGUGAUGUUCAAUAAUGCCAUCAAGACAUUGGAAUCUAAUAGCUUCAACGAUCUUCCGGCCUUGAGGAGAAUCGUUCUAUCCGAUAAUCAAAUAAGUGAAAUUGGAGUAGGUGCUUUUUCUAAUUUGCCUGUCCUUUCUAAGCUGGAUCUACAGAACAACAUGUUACCGGAGUUUUCCAUGAAAGUAUUCUCGAAUUUAUCCAAUCCCAUCCAUUUGAAUCUGAGCAGAAAUCAAAUUGCGUUCUGUAAUUCCGAAAACAGAAUUGUCAACCUGGAAAUAUUGGAUUUCAGGCAUAAUAAGUUCAGGAGGAUACCAAAGUGUUUGGAGAACAUUGCACUUCUGAAGCAGUUGUAUUUCGACCAUAAUCACAUAGACGCGUUGAAUCACAACGUGUUCAUGCAUCUAACGUCGUUGGAACGUUUGAGUUUGAGGGAGAAUCAAAUAAGUAUCGUUAGCAGAAAAGCCUUUGUCGGCCUCCAAAAUCUCCAGAUCCUGGAUUUAUCGAACAAUUUGAUUAACACGUUGCAUUACAGUCAGUUUUCCGAAAUGCCCAAACUAAGGAUAUUAGACUUGAGUUCGAAUCAUUUGAAUCAUCAUCUGCCCAAAGAUAUCUUCGAGAGGACACGUCUGGAAAUGCUGGACUUGAAUUACAAUUCUUUUUCAACUGUUCCGAGCGAAAGUUUGUCGAAUGUUGGUCUAACUUUACGGCGCCUCUCGAUGCGAAACAACAACAUCGAGCACAUCGAUAGCAUGACGUUCCUGGAUAUUUCUUCCCUUCUGUUUCUCGAUCUCAGUAGCAAUAAAUUGACUUCUUUGCCAGACAACGUCUUUUCAAGUUUGGGUCACUUGCAGAGUCUAGACAUUAGCUCGAACCCUCUCCAUGCUAACUUCAAAGAACUGUUUCACUACGCCCAAAGUUUGAAACAUCUAAACUUGGCCAAUACGGGGAUUACUUCCACGCCGCAUCUGCCAUUGCCCAAUUUGAUACACCUUAAUCUGUCUCAUAAUCACAUUGAAGCAACUAAGAAGAACUCGAUGCAGGAACUUUUCAAGCUCAAAUUAUUGGACUUGAGUCAUAAUAAACUGAGCCACGUACCGUCGCAUCUGUGGACCAAUUUGAAUUCGUUGAAGACGCUCGACAUAUCCCACAAUCCAAUCAAGGAGAUUUCGACUGAGAAUUUCUAUGCAUUAGACAAUUUGCAGAACCUGAAAUUGCGAGGUUUGAAUGAUCUCGUCAAAUUCGAUAGUGAAGCCAUCGUCCAAAUGAAAAUCCUCACUUCUCUAACUAUCGAAACAUGGCCUAAAAUUGAAAAUUUCUACGAGGAAUUCUGCAAUCUUUUGAGAAAGUUGAGGCAGUUGAGAAUUUUGAAGAUACACUUUUACGAAUCCACACUCGACGCACAACUGUCUUGCAUUGAGAACAAGAAGAUUCGACAUCUUGAAAUUACGGGCGAUAAGCUGACUAAUGUUGACAAAGGGGCUUUUAGUAAAUUCACGAAUAAUCCAGAUCUGGUUCUGAAAAUUACAGGGACUCAAAUCGAGGAGCUUCCAGCUGGACUAUUCUCGAAUAUGUACAAAAUUUCUUACCUUAUGUUGGAUUUGAGAAACAACAAGUUAACCCAUAUAGAUCCAGAAAUCUUCUAUGGGAACUAUACAACAUGGAAAAAUGUUGGGACGACCCUGAUAUCAGGUGGCAUAAUGAUAUCCAACAAUCCUUUCCGAUGCGGCUGCCACCUCGCGUGGUUCGGAAGAUGGCUGCGCAGAUGGACCCGCGAAAGUCUUCAAGCACACAAUGCUCCAGUUGAGACUGCACUGAGGAUGAGGGAGAUUGUGAAAGAAGCAAUGUGUACAGACCCUAUUAAUGGCGUAAAGAUGCCAAUCGUCCAACUUCCCCCUGAAGACAUGAGCUGCCAGGCAAGCGCCUUAAGCCAUACGCCAAAUUUGAGUAAUACUCCUGUGAUCACACUUUUCCUUUUGUACAUUCUGUUUAAAGUAAGAUUACUAUGAAAAUAGUUUUAUGUAAUAUAAAGUAUUGAAAAAACUUAUUUUCUAAAAGCUUGCUAUGAAGGAGCAUCAGAAUGUUUGGAAAUCAGGAAAACAUAAAACUAACGAAUUUAAAAUAAACAUAUUAACUCGAGUAUUCCCUAAAACAUAGUUGUCCAAGACAAUUUAAU
Messenger RNA from Coccinella septempunctata (seven-spotted ladybird), 4063 nucleotides. RefSeq names its product chaoptin-like. Bases 138 to 3896 code for a protein of 1252 amino acids. Lineage: Eukaryota; Metazoa; Arthropoda; Insecta; Coleoptera; Coccinellidae. The transcript is spliced from 7 exons. Gene Ontology annotation, cellular component: extracellular matrix. The record is from RefSeq and is a predicted model, not a curated record. Gene Ontology annotation, molecular function: protein binding.